Molecule: messenger RNA, 7312 nt
Organism: Cucumis melo (muskmelon)
Lineage: Eukaryota; Viridiplantae; Streptophyta; Magnoliopsida; Cucurbitales; Cucurbitaceae
Exons: 11
Coding region: 5103-6776 (557 amino acids)
Source: RefSeq, a predicted model, not a curated record
GUAAGCUUAAUUAGUGACGCACCGGAUGCAGCUCGCCCUACGGUUUUGGUUAGCGCAACAGCUGUUGGUUACUAUUUGGUACUAGUGAAACAGCAACUUUCGAUGAACGAAGUCCAUCCGGAAAUGACUACUUAGCAGAGGUCUCUAGGGAAUGGGAAGCAACAGCCCUGGAGUAAACAAGAACGUCAGAGUGGCUAUUAUCCGUAUAGGUGUUGUUCUUGGUAAAGAAGGUGGUGCUUUAAGUAUGAGAGUUUGCCCUUAUUGUUUUCUUUUCUUUUUGUUCUUAUUUAUUACGUUUAAAUCUUAGUUUGGUUAGUUUACUUUCAACUUAUAUGGAAAAUUGCCAAAAAUAGGUUAAAAAAAGAGGUUUAAAUGACUUUUGGAACAAGUUUUCAAAAGAAAGACUUUUAGGACAAUUUGGGUGUGAAUGGAAAAAAAAUGCCCUUCAUUAAAUUUCUAUCCCUCUUUAUUGAAUUUUUCGCCUACCCACGUUCGCUUUCCCUUCUCUUUCGCGUAGAACACCUGAAGUAAAAAAAAAAAAAACAUGGGAAAUUGCCAAAAAUGGGUUAGAAAAAGAGGUUUAAAUGAAUUUUGGGACAAGUUUUCAAAAGAAAGACUUUUGGGACAAUUUUGGGUGUGAAUGGACAAAAAUGCCCUUCUUUUCCUUUCCCUCUUCCAUGUUUGCUUUCCCUUCUCUCCACGAUCGAUUCCUUCUCUUUCGCGUAUAGUUCCCUUUCCCUUCUCUUUUCUUUCGCAAAGAACACCUAAACCUACUCCGCCCAUUGUCGCUUGCCCUUCGUCGGUCGUUGUCCAGUGCAUUUCGUCGCUCCUCUUCGAACCAUUCAAUCAACUUUGAGCGUUUUCUCUUAUUUGGGUGAGUUUCAUGUCUAACCGAUUUUCAAUUUAUCUGCUGUAAGUAAAUGUUUGGUUGGGGUAUUUGGUGCUAUUUUCAUCCGUAAUUGUCUGGUUUUUGGAAUUAGACUUAUUUGCCGUAAAUUAGUUUGGUCAAAGUUUGGUUUUAGGUCUUUAGAAAGUUCAAUGGGUAGUGAAAAAUGAAUUGAACUAGAGGAUGAGGAUUUAGUUGGAUCAAAUAGAGGAGGAGUAAGCAAUAGGAAUAGAAGGAAUGAAGGUUUUUUUUUUUAUCUCGCACGUAUUUUUUUUUAUCUCGCACGUAUCUUGCACGUUCCAAACUUUCAAUAUUUAUUUCAAAAUCAACUUGGUACACCUCCUAAUCCAUUUAGAGCUAUUCUUUGCAUGUUUAGUAACUCUCUUAGGCCCUCAUGCUUUAUCUCGCACGUUCCAAACUUUCACUAUUUAUUUGAAAAUCAAAUUGGUACUUCUCCUAAUCCAUUUAGAGCUAUUCUUUGCAUGUUUAACUCUCUUAGGCCCGCACACAUCUUGCAGUUAUUUUUGUUAUUUCUUUACAUCUUGCACGCAUCUUGUAGGUUCUUAAGUUCAAAUCAAUUUUUGAAGAUACAAAACUACUUAAGGUAGUUUAAGAAUGACACAUGUUCAAAUUUUAGUGCGUCACGGUGGUGCAUAGGAUGAGGGACGAAGAAAAUAUGAAGGAGGAGUGUUAAAAGGCAUUGUUGUCAGUAAAGAAAUAACGCACAAAGAUUUACAGUAUGAAUUAUAUGACCUUGCAGAAGUUGACCCUACAAAGUUCGACAUAAAGAUAAGAUGUAUAUAUGAGAUCAAAGGGAAAAAGGAAGCUCCUCCAUUUGAGUUAAGCAAUGACCGUGAUUUGAAGUUUUAUAUUCUUAGUGAAAAUCCAUUGGAGGUCCUCCUAUACCUAUCAUUUGAGCCUACAAGCAACCGAAGCAUGAAAGUGUUAAACAAAGAUUACAAUUCAGUAUCUGUGAGCAACCAAGUUCAAAAUUUAAACCCUUAUCCUCCAAUUGAAAUGUAUACAUUAGAUGAGAAUGAAGUUGAUAUUGGUGAAGUUCAGGUUGACUUGUGUGAUAACAUGAUAGGGACCAAUUCAGCUAUAUGGAAAUCAUAUGAGUGAUAUCAUUCAAAAGAUGAUACUUUUACAUGGCAGUCAGUUGAGAUGUACAAUGAAUUGUUUGACAUCCCAGAACAAAGAGAUGCUCCUACAAAAGAUUGCAAAAGAAAAGGUAAAGUUGACUACAGCUCCUCUAGUCGGAAGUUGAAGACAAAAGGAAGUGGUUGGUCUGAAGAAAGCUCUACAAGUGAAGAGUUGGAUGUAGGACAAAUCUUUUUUUGCAAGAGAGAUUUGUCAAUGAGAUUAAAUGUGUUGGCAAUGAAAAAAAAAUUCAGUUAGUAGUAAAAAAGUCUACAAAAGAGGUUCUUUUCGUUAGUUGCAUCGACAACAAGUGUGGUUGGAGAUUGCGAGCGGUUAGACUGAAUGAUUCAAAUAUAUUCAAGAUUAAAAAGUAUGUGAAAGUUCAUUCAUGUUCUCUUGAGUUUUUGAAUCGUGACCAUAGGCAAGCAAAAUCUUGGGUUGUUGGAGAAUUAAUAAAGUCCAAAUUCAAGGGAUCCGGUCGCAUAUACAAACCACGUGAUAUCAUAGAAGACAUAAGACAAGACUAUGACAUAAAUAUGAGUUAUGAGAAAGCAUGGUGUGCUAGAGAAAAUGCAUAUGAACGAGUGCGAGGGUCUCCUGAAGAGUCAUAUAAUCUUUUGCGUAGAUAUGGUGAAGCACUCAAAUUUACAAAUCCAAUUUCACAUGGAACUCGAAGAUGAUCGUUUCUUUAAAUAUCUUUUUAUGGUUGUUGGUCCAUGUGUUAGAGGAUUCUUAAAUUGCAUUAGACCGGUCAUAGUCAUGGACGGAACAUUUCUUAAGAACAAAUAUUGGGGUCAGUUGAUAGUGGCCGUCUGCUUAGAUGGUAACAAUCAGAUCUAUCAUCUAGCCUUUGGAGUAGUUGAUAGAGAAACAGAUGACUCAAUACAGUGGUUCUUAGAAAAAUUGAAAUGUGCAAUAGGGGAGGUGCCUAGUCUAGGCUUCGUGACAGAUCGGAAAACAUGCUUCUCUAAGGGUAUUUCAUCAGUUUUCCCCUCUGCAUUCCACGACCUUUGUGUCCAACAUUUGAGUCAAAAUUUGCAUGAUAAAUAUAAGAAUGACACGGUUGCUACUUUGUUUUAUAAUGCAUCGAGAACAUAUCGUGAAUCAACGUUUGUAGAAGCGUGUAGACAUCUUCUUGCAUUUCCUAAUGGUUCAGGGAAAUAUUUAAAUGAUGUUGGAAUAGCACGGUGAUCUCGUGUUCACUGUCCAGGAAGACGAUAUAACAUGAUGACAACAAAUAUAGCAGAGUCCAUGAAUUCUAUACUGAAAGAACCUAGAGAUUUGCCUAUUGCUUCAUUCCUUAAAAAUGUUCGAGCUUUGCUACAAUGUUGGUUUUGGGAGCGUCGAAAAGAAGACAUUAAAGUGACGUCUACAUUGACCAAAUGGAGAGUAAGUUAUUCAAAAGAAACAAGAAGGAGUUUUGACAAUGAAGGUCAACCCAAUUGACUGUUACCAAUUUCAUGUCAAAGAUUUAGAUAAGGAGGAGGUCGUAAAUCGUCAGACUAAAGAAUGCACUUGCAAGGAGUUUCAAGCUAAGCAACUACCAUGCUCACAUGCCAUUACUGCAGCACGGGAUCGUAAUAUAAAUGUUUAUAGUUUAUGUGCUAAUUAUUACACUAAUGAAUGUUUGUUGGCUACAUAUGCGGAUGUCGUCUAUCCAGUUGGGAAUCAGUCAGAUUGGAAGACAAGCGAAGACUAUGUACAUAUGACUGUUUUACCUCCGAUAGUAGUCAAAAGAGUUGGUCGACCGAAGAAAAAGAGGAUUCAAAGUGUUGGUGAAGCUCCGAAAUUGCAUAAGUGUGGUCGGUGUAAACAAAUAGGUCACAACAAAUUAACGUGUACCAAUCCAAUUUCAUAUACUGACAAGUCGAGCAUACAAGAUUAGAAAUUUCUCUACCAAUGUACUAAUUAUUACACUAAUUAAUGAAUGUUUGUUAAUGAUGUGUUUUCUUAAUGAUUUGUCCCAACUAAACGAUCGGUUGAACAAAACUAAACGAUCGGUUGAACAAAACUAAACGAUCGGUUGAACAAAAUUAAACGAUCAUUUAAAAAGAACCAAAACAUCGUGUAAAAACAACCAAACGAUCGUUUGAAAAUAACUAAACGAUCGUUUGAAAACAACUAAACGAUCAAUUAAACAAAACUAAACGAUCGGUCAAACAAAACUAAACGAUCGUUUAAAACAACCAAUCGGUCGUUUGAAAUUAACUAAACGAUCGAUUAUAAACAACUUAACGAUCGUUUUAGUUUUAAACGAUCUUUUAAAACAACGAAACACACCCGCGAAUUGUUUACAACCGCGAUUCAACAUUUCAAAAAAAAGUACGCGAAUUUACAAUAUUGCCGCUUUGGUAAAAGCAACCGAUAUAUACGUUCCGCCUUCUUCGUUCGUUUUUCGUCACUUCGCAAUACACAACCGCACUGAUCACUCACCUUCGUUUUCUCUCAGUCCAUUGUUCUCUCAGACCAUGUUUGUCUCAAUCCAUAUUUUUCGUCAACGUUAAGAGGUAUUUUUCCGAACUUUUCCUACUAUAACGUUACACUUUUCCUUUAUUUAUAUUUCAAACGUUUCGACUUUUCCUACGAUAGCAAGCGCCUACAAAGUCUUCUAUUCGGAUCAGAAAAUAAGAAACUAAUAACAUGCUUGGAAAUUGAGGAAAUUUUCAAGAAUUUUGAGUUUACAAAUGAUGACGAUGCUGUGAAGGUUGCCUUGGUUGUCUUUAUAGAAACUGUGAUGGUCGGGAAGGAUAAGAAAACACAGUAUGACAUGGAUAUUUUGGGAAGAGUUGAUGAUGAAGAAGCAUUUAAAAGCUUCGAUUGGUCAACUUUCUUCUACACUCGUCUGCUCAACAGUUUAAAGACAAGUCUCUAAGGGAAAAAAGAAGGAUACGAGCUGAAGAAAACAACAAGUUCCAAAGCAGUGUCAUACUACAACAUCAAAGGCUACGUGCUUGCUUUUCAGGUGUGGGCUUAUGAAGUACUCUCAACUGCAAAUGAACACCUGGCCACAAGAAACAUUAAGGGAUUGAUCCCUAGGAUAUUGAGAUGGAAUUGUACGCAAGCUCCAUCUUACAAAAUGCUGCAGAAGAACAUAUUCGACAACAAAAAUACUGUUGUUCAACCUAAACUGAAGAUGUCAACCCAAGAGAAGGCUUUCAUGGAGAGUCGAAUUCGAAGGGAUGAUAACAUGCAAAUGGAGGACGAUGAAUCCAUUGGAGCAAUGAACAACAAAUCAUUGGAGCAAUCAGACUCAUCUCUACAAAGAGAACAACUGUCACCCCAAAGAGAACAAAGUCAGACAGUGGCUGACCAGUCUGAAAUGCAUCCAAUCACCAAGAAGAAACAUUGCAGAUCAAAGAAGUCCAAUGACAAAGAAGAACAAAGUCAUUCAAAAUCCUACAAAAAACUGAAGAAGGAAAUAAAAGAAGUUCGUAAGGAUUUAUCCACACUGACUUCUAUAGUCUGGAUGGAUGACACAAUCACAAAACAGUCAUUGGAGCUGUAUGAAAUGAAGCAGAUGCUCGAGAGAUUGGUUCAGGUUUGGGCAUAUGAGUCUAUACCAAUCAUCAUUGGAUGUGAUGUAGAUAAAGUAAACGAUCAUGCCAUACCACGAAUGUUGAGGUGGGUGUGCCAACAAUCACCAAAGUCCCAAACUAUAAACCAGGUGUUUGACUCGCCAAUGUUUAUAAUUAAGGCGGUCAUUGAGAUGACACCUGAAGAGGAGCAGUUGAAAAUUGCUUCAGGUGAACUUUUUGAAAACUUCCGCUCAUAUACCAUUAUUCAGUCGAAGAAUGGUGGUUCAAAAAGAGUAAGAGAAGUUGUUAAUGAUGAAGAUGACUUCAAAAAGAGUAAGAAACAGAAGUCCAAGACUAAGAUGACAAAGGCUAUUCGAAAUCUCCAAGAUCGAGUAGCGGUUGUUGAAGGGCAACUUACUAGUAUAAAAUCAGAUAUUGACGAAUUGGAGGGCAUGAUGUCAACCAUAUUGAAGCACAUUCGACUUCAAAGAAAGGGUGACGAAGGAGACCGCAAGGUGUCUGAAGGCUUAGUAGAUCAUAUAUUAGAAAGUAAGGAAGUGGAUAAUACUAAGAUCGAAGAUGUUGACACAGGCGGUACCCCUAAUUGGUUGAGGAUGCCAAAGGAGGAUGAACACAUUGAAUUUAAAAAGAAGAGCGACGAAGAUGUUCACACCGUCGGUACACCUCCUUGGUUGAGGUUUAAUAUUGAGUUAGAGAAGUCAAUCGAUGUGUUGGAGAAGAAGGUUGAUAUUGGUUUAGAGGAACCAAUAGAUGUCGUUGACGAUGAGGUUCAAAUUGAGGACAGUGGGAAAAAACUUUGUACUCAUUUUGAUGAAGACGUCACAGAGAUAAAACCAUUUGUCACUCAACGACCACACGUUCGGCCUGCCCGUAGGAAGCGUGCAAGUGUUUACCUAUCAACCCUAUUCACAACUCUACAUAAACGGUCUGUGACAUCAACCACCAGCACCUCUCAGUCUGAACCAAUUGUUUAUGAUCCUAUGCACAAAAUACUUGACGUCCAUUUAGAUAGACGUCGAGCUUGGAUUACAGACAAGCGUACAGACGAUGAGCAUUUGGAUGCACUUUUUCUUUUCAUUCGCUUGAAGAUUAAGGCAGCCGGGAUACCUUCUUCUCAGAACUUCACAACCACAGAUACAAUUUUUAUGCGCAUUUUAGUUGCGAAGUGGCCCUUAUACAAAGAAUGUAUUAAAGAAAAUCGCCCGUUUGAUUGAGAGGAAGAGUAUAGGUUGGUUGACUAUGUUGUCGGGUCAAAAGAGGACUUCCAAGAUCCUUGGGCAAGUGUUGAUUACGUUUACUCUCCAUUGAAUGUCCAUGACAACUAUUGAGUUUUAUUAUGCUUGGAUUUGGUAAGUUGUCAAGUGAAGGUAUGGGAUUCGCUUCCGUCACUUACAACUGUCGAAAAGAUGACAAACAUAUUACUGCCCAUUCGAGAGUUGGUGUCAAAGUUGUUAGAUAGUACUGGCUUCUUUGAUAGGAGAGAUAGAUCAUCGACAUACAAGGAACCUUGGUCAGUUGUCAUUGUUGACUCAAUUCCACUUCAACGAAAUAAUAGUGAUUAUGACGUAUUCACAAUUAAGUAUUUUGAGUACAUAGCUGCUGGUGUUGGUUUAGAUACAUUAUGUCAAGAAAACAUGUCAUACUUUAGAAAACAAUUAGCAUUUCAAUUAUGGACCAACACUCCUAUGUAUUGAAAUAUUUACAUAAAUCAUAAGUAUCAAUUGGCUUUUCGAUGAUUCUCUAUGUUGCA